This is a messenger RNA of Phragmites australis (common reed), 910 nucleotides long. Its product is annotated as universal stress protein PHOS34-like. Bases 151 to 654 code for a protein of 167 amino acids. The transcript has 4 exons. The record is from RefSeq and is a predicted model, not a curated record. NCBI's taxonomy places the organism in Eukaryota, Viridiplantae, Streptophyta, Magnoliopsida, Poales, Poaceae.
AUCACAUCCCUGGCACUUGUCCUUGAGGCAUCAAGUUAGUGCCGACAGCCCAGCAUCACCGCCUCUCACGUAGCCACCACCAUCUCCAGCAGACCACCACCACCAUCCAAGAAGUCUAAGAACUUGCAGGAGAGGGAGGAGGAGAGGAGCAUGGCGGGCGUUGAGGGAGAGAGGUGGGUGGGGCUGGCGAUGGACUUCUCGGAGGGGAGCCGGGCGGCGCUGCGGUGGGCGGCGGCCAACCUGCUGCGCGCCGGCGACCAGCUCCUGCUGCUGCACGUGCUCAAGGAACCCGACUACGAGCAGAGCGAGGCCAUCCUCUGGGAAUCCACCGGCUCCCCGUUGAUUCCUCUCUCGGAAUUCUCUGACCUUACUAUUGCGAAGAAAUAUGGGGCGAAGCCUGAUGCUGAAACAUUGGACCUCCUCAACACUGUAGCCAAGGAGAAGGAGGUUAUGGUGGUUGUGAAAGUCCUGUGGGGUGAUCCUCGUGAGAAGCUAUGCCAAGCUAUCAAUGACAUCCCCAUGAGCUGCUUGGUCAUAGGAAGCAGGGGCCUUGGCAAGCUCAAGAGGGUGCUCCUGGGAAGCGUCAGCGACUAUGUUGUGAACAACGCAACCUGCCCUGUCACGGUCGUCAAGUCAGCUAGCAGCAACGGCUGAUCUCAUCGUCAAAAGACCUUCAUGUGUUAUUGUAACAGCAGGGGAUUUACCUUUGAAGAACAUAUGCUACUAUCAGCUAGCUGAAACAUAUUGAACCAUGCAGUUUUAUUGUAAUAAUAGAUAAAUGACUUGUUGAAGGACAUGUAAUGCUCUACUUAUUUCCAGGCUCGCUCCACCAUAUCUUUGUUUGCUGUAUGAGUGAUGUUUAUACUGCUUUGAGCGUUUCAAUAAAUAGAUGCUGUUAUUGUUCUUCAAA